This is a messenger RNA of Thermothelomyces thermophilus ATCC 42464, 2702 nucleotides long. RefSeq lists its product as uncharacterized. The transcript has a single exon. The coding region runs from base 266 to 2398 and encodes 710 amino acids. NCBI's taxonomy places the organism in Eukaryota, Fungi, Ascomycota, Sordariomycetes, Sordariales, Chaetomiaceae. Gene Ontology annotation, molecular function: monooxygenase activity; heme binding; oxidoreductase activity, acting on paired donors, with incorporation or reduction of molecular oxygen. The record is from RefSeq and is a predicted model, not a curated record.
UUUCACGUUGAUGCAGCAGGGACGCAUACCAAGGAGCCUCCUGCAGGCGGAAUGGAACCGCCCAUGAAGGAGGAUCACUGCCCACGCUGCCGCUACGGGCCCUUCGCUGGUAUAAAGAAGACCAGUCCAUCGUAUCCUCAAGCCUUCCGUUGUUCAUUGUCGGUCCUCGACGUGUAUGCCUCUUCGAGCUCCCUUUUCAUCGCUACAGAUCUCGACCAAAAGAAAAGAGAGAAGAAAAGAAAAGAAACUCAGCUACAACGCAGGCAUGCCGGGAAUCAAGUUCAACACUCCCUUGCCUCUCUUCGCGCUCGCGGCGGCAGCGUCAUUCUACUGUACAAGGAAGCUGGAUGAAGAGGUCUGGCCGACGACGCCAAUCCUGACUGCAUACGUAUCCCUUGCCUACUGGGUUAUCUGGCGAGGAUGGCUGUAUCCUAUCUACUUCUCCAGUCUGCGACAUGUCCCGACUGUUCCGGGGUUCCCCCUCUGGGGUCAGUUCAUCCCCAUCAUCUUCGAGGAGUGCGGGAUCCCGCAGCGCCGCUGGCACCGACAACAUGGCCCCAUUAUCCGCUAUUUCUUCCCCUUUGGCUGCGAGAGGCUCUCUAUCGCCAACGACACGUCCAUCCGGCACCUGACGGUCAAGAACCCGUACAACUUCCCGAAGCCGGUGCGCGCCAAGCUGUGGAUGGUGCGCAUCCUGGGCGAGGGUGUUCUCCUGGCCGAAGGUGCGGACCACGUGUACCAGCGCAAGACGCUCACCCCAGGGUUCUCUAUCUCGGCCAUCCGCACAUUCACCCCCGUCUUCUGGGAGAAGGCGCUGUUAAUGGCCGACCUCCAGCGGCGCCAGCUAGACGUGACCGGCAAGUCGUCUGCUCCGUUGGAGGUUCUCGAGUGGCUUAACCGGUGCACCCUCGACAUCAUCGGCAUGGCCGGGUUCGGAUACGACAUCGACUCGCUCAGAGAGGCCGCGCUACCGCUUCGCCACGCGUACCGGCUGGUCUUCAACUUUGACCUGGCCUCGCGCAUCCUGCACGGCGCCCAGGCCUUCUUCCCCAGCACGAAGCACAUACCGGCCCAGAUGAAUCGCGACAUGGAGACGGCCCGCGGCAUCAUCAUGGACGAGGCCACCAGGAUCAUCAAGGACAAGCUCGAGGAGGCCGAGAGGGUCCCGACGGCCAAGGACAUCCUGGCCCUCAUCGCGCAGGAGAACCUGAAGCUCAAGGCCAAGGGCGAGGCCGGCCUGUCGUUCGAGACGAUGCGCGACCAGAUCAUGACGUUCCUCGGGGCGGGCCACGACACCACGGCCACGGGCGUCACCUGGACGAUCCACCUGCUCUCCAUCCACCCGCAAGUCCAGACGCGCCUGCGCGACGAGAUCCGGGAGCACAUGCCCUUCCUCUUCGACCCGGACUGGACGUACGACAGGUCCAUGACGCUGACGGACCCGGACCGGCUGCCGUACCUCGACAACGUCUGCCGCGAGUCGCUCCGCUACAUCCCGCCGAUUCCCAUGACGGUGCGCCAGUCCGUGGCCGACGACGUCAUCGACGGGUACAAGGUGCCCGCCGGCACGGUCGUGUACAUGCUCGCCAACGCCAUCAACCGCAUGGAGUGGUUCUGGGGCGACGACGCCGACACCUUCGACCCGGACCGCUGGGACAAGCUGCCCGAGACGGCGGUGCCCAACGCCUUCAUGACCUUCUUGCAAGGGCCCCGCGGCUGCCUCGGGCGCAAGUUUGCCGAGGUAGAGAUGAAGGUCCUGCUCUGCGUCCUGCUGAGCCGCUGGGAGUUUAGCCGCGACUACACCGCCGAAGACCCGGAGGACUGGAAGAUGUGGCGCCUCGUGCUGCGGCCCAGGAACGGCCUCGCCGUCGUGGCCAAGCCUGUCAUCAUGCCUACCGAGACGCCGCCCGACUCGCCAGCUCUUCCCCCGGACGAGCCGCCUACCGAUCCGACGUGCCGGUACCGGUCGCCUGACAACGACGACGACAACGACAACGACAACCACCUUAUGAACGAGGAAUUCUUCGACCAGCCCUCCUACGUCGUUGCCCCGACACCUUGCAAUACCCCUGCUGAGCAAUCACCUACCAGCACCCCCGAGGAGUCGCCCAUCAACACCCCUCCCGAGACGCCUGCGGAAACUCCGCCGGCAUCGCCCGCCGACGCCCCCCCGGAAACAACCCACGUCGACAACAACCGCGCUCCCGAGACGCACGUACAGCCGCCCGUCGAGAGGCCGGAAGGUGGGGAGCUACGAAGGGAAAGAGGCGCUCGGCCGGGAGCCCGCAGAGCGCCUUUCCCGGUCCGUGCCUUCAGGCUUCUGGCCAUCCUGCCCCGUCUCAUGGCGCCUGGAAACAGGAUUCUGGUGUGGCUCAGGCAUAGACGUCUUCAGCUCUGACAGCAGCUCCAUGUGUUUGUUUCUUUCUGAUUUUUGGUUGGGUUGUUUAUUGCUUUGCUGGCUGUUGGGGAGGAGCUAAUAUUAGUACAGCACAUGCAUUCUACUGGAUGUUCUAAAUUCUGGUGGGGGUUGAUAUAGAUAAUAAAAAGACCGGCGUUGGCGUUCGGUUUAUCUCGAAGCUUACUGCUGUACUUUGUACUCUCUACACUUUCCCCUUCGCGUAACCCAAUAAGCCCUGGUUCAGGCGUCUUCACAGUGCUUCAAAGAAAGAAUCAUGAACCGAAUUUUUACCUUUGGUUAUCUU